Messenger RNA from Hylaeus volcanicus, 1645 nucleotides. RefSeq names its product zinc finger protein ZPR1 (gene Zpr1). Gene Ontology annotation, molecular function: zinc ion binding. The record is from RefSeq and is a predicted model, not a curated record. The coding region runs from base 169 to 1503 and encodes 444 amino acids. Gene Ontology annotation, cellular component: cytoplasm; nucleus. The transcript has 4 exons. NCBI's taxonomy places the organism in Eukaryota, Metazoa, Arthropoda, Insecta, Hymenoptera, Colletidae.
GUAUUCACUGAAUUAAUAGAAAAGUCUUGUUCCCCUCACGUGGCACAAAUCCAUGUCACCUAAAAUAUUUUUGUUGUUUUCAAAAUUCACGAUGUGAAUUUUUGCUUAUAAAUAUACUCAGCAGGUUUCUAUUAUUAAUUAGGUGUAUAAGGUCAAGUUAACCUAAAAAUGGCAGAGAGUCAAAAACAACCGGAAGAAACAACGAAACCAAUAUUUCGUAAUCUAACAGCUGAUGAUCCGGAACCAGAAACGACUCUAAUAGAGAGUCUCUGCAUGAAUUGUGGAAAAAAUGGCACCACCAGAUUACUCCUAACAAGAAUUCCACACUACAAAGAUGUUGUGGUAAUGUCCUUUGAUUGCGAGCAUUGUGGCUACCAAAAUAAUGAGAUACAGAACAGUGGAAAAAUUGCAGACAAAGGAAUUAGAAUAACACUGCAAGUUAAAACACCCAGAGAUUUGAAUCGACAGGUCAUUAAAUCUGAUUACACCAGAGUACAAAUUCCAUCUUUGGACUUUGAAAUUCCCUCUAGAUCACAAAAAGGGGAGAUUACAACAAUUGAAGGUAUAAUAGAAAGAGCCAUCAAUGGAUUAGAGCAAGAUCAACCAGAAAGAAGAGAAAAAUAUCCAAGCUCUGCUGCUCAAAUUGAUCAAUUUCUUGAGAAAAUGAGGAAGCUUAAAUCUUUGGAUGAACCUUUCACUAUAAUAUUUGAAGACAUAUCAGGAGAAUUUCAUAUAGAAAAUCCAAGUAUACCACUGAAAGAUGAGGGAUGCAUUGUAACAAGAUUUAAGAGAACAACAGAGCAAGAUCAUAUUUUAGGGAUUUAUACUGAAAAUUCAAAUGAUGUAUUAUUGAAACCUAUAGAGGAAGGAGAAUUUCCAUUGGAGGAAAUUGAAAGCGAAGUUCUUUCUUUCCAAACAAAUUGUCCAGAAUGUAACUGUCCAUGUGAAACUAACAUGAAGAUGACCAAUAUUCCUUACUUUAAGGAAGUGGUAAUUAUGGCAACAGUUUGUGAAUCUUGUGGCCACAAAACAAACGAAGUUAAAAGCGGCGGAGGCAUCGAACCGGAAGGAGUUAAAAUAGAAGUAACCGUCGUAGGAAAAGAGGAUUUUAGCCGCGAUCUAUUGAAAUCUGAGACUUGUCAUAUGCAAGUACCUGAACUGGAACUAGAAGUUGGCCCUGCUACUUUAGGUGGAAGAUUUACUACCAUAGAAGGCAUUUUAAUGGCAAUUAAAGAUCAAUUGUCAACAUCAACAGCUUUUACUGGCGACAGUACAUUACCUGAAACUGUUAACAAAAUGGAUACUUUAAUAUCUAAUCUGAACAAGGUAUUGGAAGGAAAUCUAAAAAUAACUUUGAUAUUAGAUGAUCCAGCAGGCAACAGCUAUAUACAGAGUCUCUCAGAUGAUGGGCUUGACAGUGGUCUAAAGAUCACCAAAUAUAAAAGGACUUUUGAACAAAACGAAGAACUUGGAUUAAAUGAUAUGAAAGUUGAAAACUACUAAUCAUUCAUCCAUAGAUACAUCCUUAUCAACAAUGUCAAUACAAUGUAUUAUAUCUGUACGCGGAGAAUGUAUUAUAAAUGUACACUGUGUUGUAAAUACAAAUUUUGCAAUCUUGUUGCAAAAUUUUUUAUUAAAAUUUGGA